This is a messenger RNA of Xenopus laevis (African clawed frog), 3314 nucleotides long. RefSeq names its product heterogeneous nuclear ribonucleoprotein U-like 1 L homeolog (gene hnrnpul1.L). Gene Ontology annotation, biological process: alternative mRNA splicing, via spliceosome. The record is from RefSeq and is a predicted model, not a curated record. The transcript has 16 exons. Gene Ontology annotation, molecular function: RNA binding. NCBI's taxonomy places the organism in Eukaryota, Metazoa, Chordata, Amphibia, Anura, Pipidae. Gene Ontology annotation, cellular component: nucleus. Bases 282 to 2675 code for a protein of 797 amino acids.
GGUGUACCAAGAUUGUACAGCUUCAUUAUCCUCGCUAGACGUAGCGUUGCCAUUGGCAACAUCUAUCCUCAGCUAUUGGACACUUUGCGUUAUCGUCCAGCCGAUUUCAACAAAUGUGAGUGCUGCUACAAGCUCUUUCGCUCAUUCUAUCGAUUAGUCUGCCUUGUGUGUUCUAGGCUAGCCAAUCGGCGUUUGUCUGGGUUGCGCAGGUCUGGAGGCCGGUGUGACCAUUUUGUUCACCCUCGGUGGAGACCGGCGUAUUGGGGGAGGCAGCGUUGACAAUGGGGGAUCACCAAGCACAAUACCACCGGGGAGGGUUUCCUCCAGGGCCGCCUAGAGACUAUCGCAGGGAAGGAGAAGGCCGGUAUUAUGGCCAGCAACCUUCUGAAAACUAUGGAAUGUCCGGUGGUUUUCCUCCAUUCAGGCAGGAAAGAAUCAAGCAAGAGCGAGAUCAGGGCUUUGAGCGCUAUGACAGGAGACCUUCAGAGCCACCGCCACCUCUCUUACCAAAUAUGGCUUUGAAAACAGAGUUUAAACAGGAGCAAUCAGAACCAGGUUACAGGGGGCCCAAUGCUGCCGACAACCAGCAACCAUUUCAAAACCGCAAGAGAGGAUUAGAGGAUAGGGGUCGUGGAUAUUAUGAGCACCGAGAUGAAAGAAGAGCUCGGUCACCACAAGGUGCUGGAUUUGAUGAUGAUGAUAUGUUUGAUGAGAAUGUUGUUGUUCUUGAUAAUUACAAUAGUGAUCUUCAUUUCAAGCUUGAUAAAGAUCGAACUGUGGGCUACCCAUUAACCAUUGAAGGCUUUGCUUACUUGUGGUCAGGGGCCAGAGCUACUCAUGGAGUCAACAGAGGUAGAGAUGGCUUUGAGAUGAAGGUCACUGAAGAAAUUUCAGUGGGCCAUUUGCCCUCCAAUGAGCCAGAUCCACAUGUGGUUCGUGUGGGGUGGUCUCUAGAUUCAUGCAGCACCCAAUUAGGGGAGGAACCUUUUUCUUAUGGGUACGGAGGGACAGGAAAGAAAUCUACUAACGGUAGAUUUGAAAAUUACGGGGAGACCUUCGCUGAACAUGAUGUUAUUGGCUGUUACAUUGACUUUGAAUCUCACGGAGAGGUUGAGAUAUCGUUCUCAAAGAACGGACAUCCACUUGGUGUAGCAUUCCGGGUACACAAGGAGACUCUUGGCUGCCAGGCUUUAUUCCCCCACAUCUUGGUCAAAAACUGUGCUGUUGAGUUCAACUUUGGCCAGCGUCCUGAACCGUUUUGCUCUCUAAUGCCAGGGUUCACUUUCAUACAGUAUGUCAAACCUUAUGAAAGGGUGCGGGGCACUGAACCACCUAAAAACAAGGCAGAGUGUGAGAUCUUGAUGAUGGUUGGGUUGCCUGGUGCUGGAAAGACAACUUGGGCUGUAAAGCAUGCCGCUGAAAAUCCAGAAAAGAAAUAUAAUAUCUUGGGAACCAAUGCAAUCAUGGAAAAAAUGAGGGUAAUGGGACUGCGAAGACAACGUAAUUAUGCAGGGCGCUGGGAUAUUCUUAUACAACAAGCAACACAGUGUCUGAACCGUCUAAUCCAGAUUGCUGCCCGUAGGAAACGAAACUACAUCCUGGAUCAGACAAAUGUUUAUGGAACGGCUCAGAAAAGGAAGAUGCGUCCAUUUGAAGGCUUUCGGCGUAAAGCCAUCUUAAUUUGUCCAACAGAUGCAGACUUGCAGGAUCGUAUAGUAAAACGUACAGAUGAGGAGGGAAAGGAUGUCCCAGACUCUGCUGUAUUGGAAAUGAAAGCAAAUUUUUCUUUGCCAGAAACUGAAGACUUCCUGGAUGAAGUUGUUUAUAUUGAGCUCCAGAAAGAAGAAGCAAAGCAACUGGUGCGGCAGUAUAAUGAGGAGGGGAAAAGAGCUGGGCCACCACCAGAAAAACGAUUCAGAGGCCGUGGUGGUGGACCCUCUGGUGGGGGAGCAGGAAGAGGAGAUGGAAUUGGAAGAGAUGGAGGAGGGAGAGGAGAUGGUGGAGCAAGAGGAGACUUUCAGAGGUUUGAUAGUCGUGGUCCCCCUGCAGGUCACAGAGGAGGUCUUCAAGGAAGAGGAGGAGGAACUGGAGGUUUUAACAGAGAUAAACAUAACCAGCAACCCCAGAGCCGCUGGUCUGGGAACGCUUAUGAUAAUGGCUCUGAAAGUCACAGGGGCUAUGGUACUAACAGCCAACAGCAGCAUUAUAAUCCAGGUAGUAGCCAGGGUGGUGGAUAUGGAAACAGUGGGCAAUCAUCAAAUUCCUUGCAUAGUGCACCUAGUAACUACAGCCAUGGGCAGAACUACGGGCAAGGUGGCUACAGCCAAGGCGGUGGCAGUGGCUAUGGUCCCAAUUACAACAACCAGAGCAACAAUGAAGAGUAUAGCCAACUACCAUCUCAUCAAAGCUCUUCUCCUGCCCAGCCAUCCAACAGCCAGAGCAACUACAGCCAGCAGUAUCAACAGCAGCCGUAUGGAGGACAACAAUGGGGACAGUACCAAUAUCAAAGCCAGGCUUCUCCGCAGAAUCCUAGUUCAAAUCAAGGUCCUUCCCAAGGUCAAGGACAAUACAACCAAGGUCCUUCCCAAGGUCAAGGGCAGUGGAGCCAGUGGAAUUAUGGCAGUGGUGGGUAUGAACAACCUGGGAGGUAUGGAUCACAAGGAGGAAGCCACUGAAAAUUGAGAAUCAUCAGUCAUUAAAAGAGAAGUGACAUUUCAUCUGUCUGACACUGGACAAGUAAUAAGGAUUAAAGCUGGUUUGACCCAAUAUGGUAUUAUUAGCAACAGUUGGUAUACUUGACCUGUUUUUUUUCCCCUCCCCGAAAAAAAAACUUCAGCAAUCAACCUGCAUGCAAACAUCUGAAAGUUUAAUUUAUUUUUUUAUUUUUUUUUAAAUGUAACGUGCCCAAAGACACCAUAUGUUUUUGCAUCUAAGUGGGUGAAAUGAAUGCUUUAGUUCUGAAGAGCCUUUUGAAACUAAUCAUACAUUUUAAUAUGAAUUCUGCUUUUUUUCUGUCCUAAGAACAGUUAAUUCAUCAUGGAAAAGUAUUACUAUACAUUGUAACAAUAGUUGUCCCAGAGAAAGAGAUUUAUACCCUUUACUUUCCUUAAAAGGCAACCAGGACACUAUGUUAGUACAUUUGUAUGUAAGGUGCAACCUGUAUUUCUUUUUGUGUUACUGACAGAGGAGGAUAAAAAGCAUCAUGUUUUAUUGUGGGGUCGGCUGUUAGUGCUGCCAUUUAAAAUUCCUUUGUGUAUCUCCAGGUUAAAAAUAGGCAGUGUUUCCCACUUUACUUUAGCAGCUAAUCCGUUCUA